This is a messenger RNA of Heterocephalus glaber (naked mole-rat), 1639 nucleotides long. It is a transcript of the gene Raly, whose product is annotated as RALY heterogeneous nuclear ribonucleoprotein. Gene Ontology annotation, molecular function: RNA binding. Gene Ontology annotation, cellular component: nucleus. The record is from RefSeq and is a predicted model, not a curated record. Lineage: Eukaryota; Metazoa; Chordata; Mammalia; Rodentia; Bathyergidae.
CACCCCCGCGCACCUGAGUGGUGCCGGCCAAGGGAAGGACUCGCGGCUGCGGGGCUCGCGCCGCUGUCAGUGCGGCUGGGCGCGCGAGCGGCGCGGCGCGGGGCGCAAAGCGGAGAGGAGCUGAGUGGGUGGUAGCGGUGGCGACUGGCGCGCGUGUUCAGCCUCCUCAAGCUGCAGUCGGGGCCACCUUUUAACCCCUCCUUCCCUUCCGCCCGAGUGCGGUGGCACCGCCUUCGGAGUCGCGCGGCUUCCUCCAGACCUUUCGGCACCGGUAAGCCCUCUUCCCAGAGGCAGCUGCUGCUGACCUGAUAACCCAAAAGAGGAAAUAGCUGGCUAAGCUCCGCCUUGGUACUGGUGGCUACCAUGUCCUUGAAGAUCCAGACGAGCAAUGUAACCAACAAGAAUGAUCCCAAAUCCAUCAAUUCUCGAGUCUUCAUUGGAAACCUAAACACAGCUGUGGUGAAGAAAUCAGAUGUGGAGACCAUCUUUUCCAAAUAUGGCCGUGUGGCCGGCUGUUCUGUGCACAAAGGCUAUGCCUUUGUUCAGUACUCCAACGAGCGCCAUGCCCGGGCAGCUGUGGUAGGAGAGAAUGGGCGUGUGCUGGCCGGGCAGACCCUGGACAUCAACAUGGCUGGUGAGCCCAAGCCCAACAGACCCAAGGGGCUAAAGAGAGCAGCAUCUGCCAUAUACAGGCUCUUCGACUACCGAGGUCGCUUGUCACCAGUGCCAGUGCCUAGGGCAGUUCCUGUGAAACGACCCCGGGUGACAGUCCCUUUGGUCCGUCGUGUCAAAACUACCAUACCUGUCAAGCUCUUUGCCCGCUCCACAGCCAUGACCACUGGCUCCACCAAGAUCAAGUUAAAGAGCAGUGAGCUGCAGACCAUCAAGACAGAACUGGCACAGAUCAAGUCCAACAUUGAUGCUCUGUUGGGCCGCUUGGAUCAGAUCGCGGAGGAGCAAAAGGCCAACCCAGAUGGCAAGAAGAAAGGCGACAACAGCAGUGGUGCUGGUGGUGGCAAUGGCAGUGGCAGUGGCGGCAGCGGCGGUGGUGGUGGUGGUGGUGGCGGUGGCGGUGGCAGCGGCAGUGGCAGUGGCAGUAGUGGCGGCGGCGGCAGCAGCAGGCCACCACCACCCCCAGAGGACACACCUUCUGAGGCAGGCACACCCCAGGAAGAAGCCCAGAUUCGAGACGACGGUGAUGAGGAGGGGCUGCUGACACAUAGCGAGGAAGAGCUGGAGCACAGCCAGGACACAGAUGCGGAGGAUGGGGCCUUGCAGUAAGCAGCCUGACAGGAGCAAUGGCCACCAGCAGGAGAAGGGCAUCACUGUCCAAGGCCUCAAGCCAGGCACCCACCCCCUGGAUGCCAACUUGUAGCGGGUACCAGAGGAAAGCUGGCAGCAGGCACUCCUUUCCCCCAUGCAUCCCAGGCCAGUGCCACAUCUUCUGCAGGUGGAGUUAUCGGCUACCCCUUCCCCAUGACCCUCCCUGUCUGUACUGUCCAGGCCUGAGGGCAGAGCACAGAGAUCUCCCCACACUCUGCCUUCCCUCCCCAGGACAUUCCUAGGCUUAGGGUUUUUCUAUAGGUUUGGAGGGGGUUGGUAUAGGACGGAGACCUUAACAAUAAAGAGAUUGGAUCCA